Molecule: messenger RNA, 1698 nt
Organism: Ramularia collo-cygni
Lineage: Eukaryota; Fungi; Ascomycota; Dothideomycetes; Mycosphaerellales; Mycosphaerellaceae
Product: probable peroxisomal catalase
Exons: 3
Coding region: 1-1698 (565 amino acids)
Biological process (GO): hydrogen peroxide catabolic process; response to hydrogen peroxide
Cellular component (GO): mitochondrion; peroxisome; cytoplasm
Molecular function (GO): heme binding; catalase activity
Source: RefSeq, a predicted model, not a curated record
AUGGCCCCAUCUGCAACAGAAUCAAAGCCCGAGGCUCGCCAGAACGGUGCCUAUGCCCGCAGCUAUGAGGAGGACCGCAACACCAACGCUAAGGAUACCAUCUACGCCACCAGCAAUGGCGUCCCAAUGCCUCACCCCUAUGAGUCCCAGCGGGCGGGAGACAAUGGCCCACUCCUGCUUCAAGACUUCCACCUGAUCGACCUUCUCUCUCACUUCGACCGCGAGCGUAUUCCCGAGCGUGUCGUUCACGCCAAGGGCGGCGGCGCUCACGGGUACUACCAGACCACCAACUCGAUGGAAGACAUUUGCUCCGCCGACCUCUUCCAGGCAGGCAAGAAGGUCCCAAUCACAGUUCGUUUCUCCACCGUUGGUGGCGAAUCUGGAUCUCACGAUUGUGCCCGCGAUCCUCGCGGGUUCUCUGUCAAGUUCCGCACUGAGGAAGGCAACUGGGAUAUGGUGGCAAACAACACUCCGGUGUUCUUCCUUCGUGAUCCGGCCAAGUUUCCAUACUUCAUCCACACACAGAAGAGAGACCCGUCGACACAUUUGACCCACGCGGAUGACAGCACCAUGUUCUGGGAUUACCUCUCGCAGAACCCUGAGAGUGUCCACCAGGUUAUGAUCCUCAUGGGUGAUCGUGGUAUCCCUGACGGCUGGAGAAAGAUGCAUGGCUACGCGGGCCACACCAUGAAGCUCGUCAACAAGAACGGCGAGUGGGUGUAUGGACAGAUGCACAUGAAGAGCAAGCAGGGUACUGCUUUCAUCACUGACUCAGCGUCAUAUAGCCCGGACUACGCUCAAAAGGACCUCUACAACGCAAUUGAAAAGGGCGAGUACCCCGGCUGGGACGUAUGCUGGCAGAUUAUGUCCAAGGAGGAGAGCGAGAAGUUGUGGGAAACCGACAAGAUCAACGUCUUUGACCUGACUCACGUCUGGCCACACGACAGGUUCCCUCUACGCAAGGUCGGAGAGUUCUUCCUCAACGAGAACGUCCAGAACUACUUUGCGGAGAUCGAGUCUAUUGCGUACUCCCCAUCACAUCUCGUGCCUGGCAUUGAGCCUUCCGCCGACCCCGUCCUUCAAUCUCGCCUCUUCUCUUACUCGGACACCCACCGCCACAGAAUUGGAACCAACUACCAGCAGCUCCCAAUUAACGCCCCAAGAACCGCAUACAAAUUCGCCAACUUCCAGCGCGACGGACACAUGGCGUUGUACAACCAAGGAAGCCGCCCAGCAUACUUGAGCUCAAUUCAGCCCAUAAGUUUCAAGGAGCGUAAAGUCGACCUGAGCAAGACUCACGGCCAUUUCAUCGGCAACGCUGUCAGCUUUCUAUCUGAGAUUCGCCCAGAAGACUUCAACGCACCACGCAACUUGUGGACGAAGGUCUUCGACGAUGGUGCCAAGGAACGCUUCAUCAACAACAUUUCCGGCCACAUGGCGAACUGCCAGAAGGAGGAGAUUAUCAAGCGCCAGAUCGCUAUCUUCCGUGAGGUGUCCGAGGACCUUGCCUCCCGCUUGGAAAAGGCCACUGGCGUGAAGGGGUACCCCGGCAUCUCAGGCCUUACUUUCAAUGGAACACACAACAGCAUGGCGAAGGACUCUACUCACCGUGCUGCAAACCACUUGUCGGAAAACAGUGGAUCUGUCGGCAAUAACGGAGGUCCUGUCGCUGGCUCCCACGCCGGCCUCAGAGCUUGA